AUGGGCUUUUACCUCUCAAAGCCCACCCCGACAGAUGAAGCGCUUCACCGUAUUCGUCAAUAUCACUCGGUGCUGGAAGAUAUGCCUCUUAUGAACAUUCGUUAUCGACGAAGCACGAUCAUUUCAGCAAGUUCAACGGAUUGUCUUUUGCGGGCGUCGUUUCCUUUUCAGAUGUAG
Molecule: messenger RNA, 177 nt
Organism: Plasmopara halstedii
Lineage: Eukaryota; Oomycota; Peronosporomycetes; Peronosporales; Peronosporaceae
Exons: 2
Coding region: 1-177 (58 amino acids)
Source: RefSeq, a predicted model, not a curated record